GGGAAAACGUCAUCAAUCCAUGAGGGUUUACGUUCUUCGCAUACAAAUGUCAAACAAUGGCAGACUUCGAUACUAUUUACGAGGAAAAUGACGAUGAACCACCUAUUCCAGCUGAAGUGGUUGUGAAUUUACCUGAUCCUAUCAUAAUUAGAGGAGCUGGAAAUGUGACAAUAUUUGGUCUAAGUAACAGAUUUGAAGCAGAGUUUCCAACUAGUCUUUCAGCAAAGGUUGCACCAGAAGAGUUCAAAGCUACUAUAAUUAGAUUAAAUGGUGUUUUAAAGAAAGCCCUACCAGUGAACGUAAAAUGGUUGUUCUGUGGGUGUAUAUGUUGUUGUUGUACCCUUGGCUGUUCAUUAUGGCCGGUUGUCUGUCUCAGUAAAAGAACACGUCAUGCAAUAGAAAAAGUAUUAGAUUGGGAAAACAAUCAUCUAUAUCACAAAUUAGGCUUACAUUGGAAGUUAAGUAAACAGAGAUGUGAUUCCAGUAGUAUGAUGGAAUAUGUUAUGUUAAUAGAAUUUAUACCAAAAAUACCAAUAUUUCGGCCAGACUGAGGAUGAAUCUCAUUACUUGUGACAUUGUUGACUAUGACAGUAAUCAUGACUGAUCAUAUAAUUCCAUUAAAACCAUUAUGUUGUCAAUCAUUAUUAUAUAUGUAUAUGUGUAUUUGUGUAUGUGUGUAUUAUGUGAUAACUGAAUCUUGAUGCUUUAUUGUAUGUUUGAAGAUGUUAUGGACCACAUCAAAUGUUCAAUGAAGGAUAAAACUCAA
Molecule: messenger RNA, 766 nt
Organism: Mytilus trossulus (common blue mussel)
Lineage: Eukaryota; Metazoa; Mollusca; Bivalvia; Mytilida; Mytilidae
Product: cysteine-rich hydrophobic domain-containing protein 2-like
Exons: 6
Coding region: 57-551 (164 amino acids)
Source: RefSeq, a predicted model, not a curated record